AUGACCAACAAACACGACGCCUCACGUCACAUGACCAACAAACACGACGCCUCACGUCACGUGACCAACAAACACGACGCCUCACGUCACGUGACCAACAAACACGACGCCUCACGUCACAUGACCAACAAACACGACGCCUCACGUCACAUGACCAACAAACACGACGCCUCACGUCACAUGACCAACAAACACGACGCCUCACGUCACGUGACCAACAAACACGACGCCUCACGUCACGUGACCAACAAACACGACGCCUCACGUCACAUGACCAACAAACACGACGCCUCACGUCACAUGACCAACAAACACGACGCCUCACGUCACAUGACCAACAAACACGACGCCUCACGUCACAUGACCAGCGAACACGACGCCUCACGUCACGUGACCAACAAACACGACGCCUCACGUCACGUGACCAACAAACACGACGCCUCACGUCACAUGACCAACAAACACGACGCCUCACGUCACAUGACCAACAAACACGACGCCUCACGUCACGUGACCAACAAACACGACGCCUCACGUCACAUCUCAAAUGAAUGA
Messenger RNA from Procambarus clarkii (red swamp crayfish), 555 nucleotides. Its product is annotated as serine-aspartate repeat-containing protein I-like. The record is from RefSeq and is a predicted model, not a curated record. Lineage: Eukaryota; Metazoa; Arthropoda; Malacostraca; Decapoda; Cambaridae.